Messenger RNA from Musca vetustissima, 768 nucleotides. RefSeq names its product acetylcholine receptor subunit alpha-type acr-16-like. Lineage: Eukaryota; Metazoa; Arthropoda; Insecta; Diptera; Muscidae. Gene Ontology annotation, biological process: monoatomic ion transport. The record is from RefSeq and is a predicted model, not a curated record. Bases 34 to 768 code for a protein of 244 amino acids. Gene Ontology annotation, cellular component: membrane. The transcript is spliced from 6 exons.
ACUAUUUUACUCUCUCUCACCGUGUUUCUCAAUAUGGUUGCUGAAACGAUGCCGGCCACAUCCGAUGCUGUGCCAUUGUUAGGUACAUAUUUCAAUUGCAUAAUGUUUAUGGUAGCUUCAUCCGUUGUGUCAACGAUUUUAAUAUUAAAUUAUCAUCAUCGAAAUGCUGAUACACACGAAAUGUCCGAAUGGAUACGUGUGGUAUUUCUAUGUUGGUUACCAUGGAUAUUACGCAUGCACCGACCAGGUAGACCCAUCAUUAUGGAUUUCACAUCGACACCAUGUUCGGAUACAUCCUCGGAGAGGAAACAUCAGAUAUUAUCAGAUGUGGAAUUAAAAGAGCGCUCUUCCAAAUCGCUACUGGCUAACGUCUUGGACAUUGACGAUGACUUCCGCAAUGUACGACCCAUGACACCGGGCGGCACCCUGCCCCAUAAUCCAGCAUUUUAUCGUACUGUUUAUGGGUAUUUAGAGAAUUUGCAAGGCGAUGAUGGCAGUAUAGGACCGAUUGGUAGUACCCGCAUGCCGGACGCUGUCACCCAUCACACAUGUAUUAAAACUCAAACGGAAUAUGAAUUAAGUUUAAUAUUAAAGGAAAUACGUUUCAUCACGGAUCAGCUUCGCAAAGAAGAUGAGGAUAAUGAUAUAGCCAAUGAUUGGAAAUUUGCCGCUAUGGUCGUUGACAGACUGUGCCUUAUCAUAUUCACAAUGUUCACAAUAUUAGCUACAAUAGCUGUACUACUAUCGGCACCACAUAUUGUCUCGUAG